AUGGAGAGGAUCAACGAGCUACAGUCCUUUAAUUUGUCGGAAGGGAAUGAACGAGAGAUGGACUUUCUCGAAUCAUCUUUCUUUAGGUCACCAAAUCGACACCUUCCAACACCGGCGGAGGUGAAGGCUUUAUCUGGAGACGCGUCCACAAGCUCUCAACCACGGCCUGUAACAUUCUCGGACUUAUCGAGGACUUUCCAAGAGAGUGUCCCCGUCCCGGAAGUUGUUGGAUGGCGAAUUGAUCAAGAGAACAAUGUUUUUAUCUAUAUGGAGCUUAUUUCAGGGCAGACUUUGCUGGACUGUUGGGAUGAGCUGAGUAUUCUGGAUAAAAAUACACUUUGUGACCAACUAUAUCAGAUCAUCGGUGAUCUACGUCAACUCGAACAAGAAUCUUCAAACAAGUAUAUUGGAUCUCUUAGGCAGAAGCGACUUCUAGAAUAUGUCUUCCAAGAAGGGCGGGAAGCCGGGGCCUUCUCCAGCAUUGGGGAAUUUAAUGACUGGCUUUCUUUCUUACCGCAGUCGCGUUUUCCUAUGUUAAAUAGGUACAAAGAUCCCUAUAGAGAGUUUCUGCCAGACACUGGGGAGAUAAAAUUUACUCAUGCGGACCUUCAUCGAGGCAACAUAAUCGUGUCUACUACAGGACCAGCGCGUAUUCUUGCCAUUGUGGAUGGGGCACAAGCAGGGUGGUAUCCGGAUUAUUGGGAAUACUGCAAAGCUUGUUACACAUGCUUGUAUGAGGAUGAAUGGGGUCUGGAAGUGCUCUGGGCCGAGAAGGAAAUUCUGGUGUUCAAUAUACAUCAUGACGAUUGA
Messenger RNA from Aspergillus pseudonomiae, 810 nucleotides. Its product is annotated as phosphotransferase enzyme family protein. The record is from RefSeq and is a predicted model, not a curated record. NCBI's taxonomy places the organism in Eukaryota, Fungi, Ascomycota, Eurotiomycetes, Eurotiales, Aspergillaceae. The coding region runs from base 1 to 810 and encodes 269 amino acids. The transcript has 4 exons.